Molecule: messenger RNA, 1752 nt
Organism: Nerophis ophidion (straightnose pipefish)
Lineage: Eukaryota; Metazoa; Chordata; Actinopteri; Syngnathiformes; Syngnathidae
Gene: slc35a2
Product: solute carrier family 35 member 2
Exons: 7
Coding region: 407-1387 (326 amino acids)
Biological process (GO): pyrimidine nucleotide-sugar transmembrane transport
Cellular component (GO): Golgi membrane
Molecular function (GO): UDP-galactose transmembrane transporter activity
Source: RefSeq, a predicted model, not a curated record
GAGAGAGAGAGAGAGAGAGAGAGAGAGAGAGAGAGAGAGAGAGUCUCCCUGUGGAACAUCGCCGCUGCUGGUCGGACAUUCUUCCCACCGCGGCCUGGCUAAGACACGUCCGCCGUGGGUACAACACUCGCCAGUUUUAGCCCGAAGUCGGACGCGGGGUGUCGGCCCUGCGCUUGGCCUCGCGCCGCGUGCUAGCAAGAAGUUAGCAUGGCGGAGAACCACAAGCUGGUGGCCGAGGAUAAGUCCACCAAGCCGGGCCUCGCCGAAGCUCUUGCUGCUGGAGGCUCCCAUUAAAAACAAUGUGAGGACGUGAGGAGCCCUCACCCUUGUGACGUCAUCAUCUGCGACUUCCGUCAACAACAGGUGGAAGUACAUCAGCCUGGCCCUGCUGGUGGUCCAGAACUCCAUGCUCAUACUCAGCAUCCGUUAUGUGCGCACGAUGCCGGGCGAGCGCUUCUUUGCCACGUCGGCUGUGGUUAUGGCGGAGGUCCUCAAGGUGCUGGCGUGUCUCCUCAUCAUCCUUCUGCAGGGGAGGCUCGAUGUGAAAAAGACGGCGGCGCUCCUGGUGGACGCCAUCUUUUUCCAGUACAGGGACACGUUGAAGUUGGCAGUUCCAUCCCUCAUCUACACGCUACAGAACAACUUGCAGUACGUCGCCAUCUCCAACCUGCCUGCCGCCACCUUCCAGGUGACGUACCAGUUGAAGAUCCUGACUACGGCGCUGUUCAGCGUGUUGAUGUUGAGGAAGAGUCUGACCAGAGUCCAGUGGUUGGCUCUGCUGCUGCUCUUUGUGGGCGUCGCCAUUGUGCAGGUGCAGCAGGACGGAAAUAGGGAGGCGGCGGACGCCGACCAGAACUACACCAUCGGCCUGAUCGCCGUGGUCAUCAGCUGUCUGUCGUCGGGGUUCGCCGGCGUCUACUUUGAGAGGAUCCUGAAGGGAAGCGCCCCGUCCGUCUGGGUCCGUAACGUACAGCUGGGCAUCUUCGGCAUGUCGCUGGGCAUGCUGGGACUGUGGUGGAACGACGGCGCCGCCGUGAGCCGGCGGGGCUUCCUGUCGGGCUACACGCCGAUGGUGUGGGGCGUCAUCCUCAACCAGGCGUUCGGCGGCCUCCUGGUGGCCGUGGUGGUCAAGUACGCCGACAACAUCCUCAAAGGCUUCGCCACGUCCCUCUCCAUCAUCAUCUCCACCGUCCUGUCCAUCUACCUCUUCGCCUUCAACGUGGACCUAAUGUUCGCCGCCGGGGCGGGGCUGGUCAUCAGCGCCGUUUACAUGUACAGCCUGCCCAAAGCUUCGCCACGCCCCAGCCUGUCAUCCGCCGCCACGCAGGAGUGCGCCGAUAUGGAGGCCUUUCCGACAAAGUGUGCCAGGAAGCAGAAAGGAUCUUGAGAGGAAGAGCACUCUCUGACGCCCCCUGCUGGUGCGGCACAAUAACAAGUGACGGCUCAACGGAUAGGAGGAGCUAAUUUCCCACGUUUUAUGUAAAACUUUUAAUGCAAAACUCAGGUUUUUUUUUUUUAUAUAUCCACGAGUUAUGUUGGGACGAAAUACAGUACUUGGCAAAUAAAGCCCGUUCCAAUCAAGGAGGAAAAGUAAGAACAGUUGUUAAUGUCCGUUAAUGCCGCCGUAGUCACUAUUUCCGGGAUUAUCCGUUUAAGGUCGCUACUAGGCACACAUUUGGUCAACACACACACACUUUAACAUUUGUUUUAGAUUGUCAAAAUCAAAUAAAAAAACAUGAAUGUACCCAGUGA